Molecule: messenger RNA, 507 nt
Organism: Drosophila erecta
Lineage: Eukaryota; Metazoa; Arthropoda; Insecta; Diptera; Drosophilidae
Exons: 3
Coding region: 83-463 (126 amino acids)
Source: RefSeq, a predicted model, not a curated record
CUGCGUGGCCUUGAUCUUAGUGCCAAUAUUUUUUCAUUAAAUAGACAAACAGUCUGGAGUCUCCAUUUAACGAAAUUCCAAAAUGAGUCCUAAUUCACGGCGCUGCUUCAUGCUGCUCACCAUCGCAUUAUCGUUUCUAGCUCUGCGGCUAAUCGAUGGUUUCAUAAGUCUAAAGGAGCCUGUUCUGGCCACUCACAGUCGAGAAAUUCAGGAGAUCCAAGACGAUUUUGUGCAUCUGGCAGAUAAUUGCUCCAUAGAGAAGCUGAUGGUGGACGACUCCCUGGAGUAUCUUCAGAUUAGUUGCCAUGUGGAUGAUCAGCCAGAGGGAUACGGCAGACGAAUGAAGCCCGUCGAUUAUGGCCGGAGUUUCUUCCUCAACCAGCGGAUGCCGAAGCCUUUGAAGCGCCAGUGGAAUUUCCGAGUGUCCAAGAAUGCCGUGAAUGGACUCAGUCUGCUGACUUGAUUGAUUCGACUCCACUAGACUGAUAAAGAAAAUGUCUGAAAUGA